This is a messenger RNA of Triticum turgidum subsp. durum (durum wheat), 855 nucleotides long. The record is from the annotation of a GenBank genome assembly. NCBI's taxonomy places the organism in Eukaryota, Viridiplantae, Streptophyta, Magnoliopsida, Poales, Poaceae.
AUGCCCCCACCUGAAACCAUGAACAAUGUUAGACUGCGCUACGCUGAAGAAGGCGUGCUAGAUGGAUAUGAUGUUCUGUACUUGGAUUUGUUCUCUCGUGAUUUUGACACUGAAAUGGAGCCGUACCAUCUUACACUUGAAGAAGCCCGCUUCUACUUCUAUGUGAGGGUUGUUCUUUCUUGUGAUCCCCUGCAUGGAAACUGCACAGUUCUCCGAGUACAAUUGCCAAAGGAUCAACUCUCUUAUACUAGGAUUGGGGACACCAAAUGGACUUGGAUUGAUGCAAAUCCAAAUUGUAGGGCUUAUCAAGAUAUACUUUAUAACAACAAUGAUGGUUUAUUUUAUGGUGUUUGUGUUAGGGGUGAGAUUGAUUCUAUUAAUCUUAAUGGAACUUCUGCUGAAGUAAAAGUCAUUUUAAAGUCAAUCAUAUCUUACCAAGCACAUAGUAGAUAUAUUGUUCAAGCACCAUGGGGAGAUUUUUUCCAGAUAUGGAGACAUGAUAAAUAUAAUAAGGAGAAUGGGAGAACAGAAGGGGUUGCCGACAAAUUUUUUGUGUACAAGAUUGAUUUUGUUGGACAAAAGAUAAUCGAAACAAAUAACCUCCAAGAUCAUGCAAAGUUCAUUGGUUUCAACAACUCGUUCCUUCUCCCAGUGAAAGACUUUCCUGCAUUGGUUCCCAAUAGCAUCUACCACACGGAUGACUUGCUUGAUUAUAUCUACUGUCACAGAUUUAGUCUUAGGCAGGUUGUUAUUUUUAAUAUGGAAGAUGGUAGUUUCAUCGAGUUAUCGCCCCCUAGUUCAAAUUCAAGAUUGAACUGGUCACCGCCAGUUUGGAUUCAAUCAUCACUCACUUGA